AUGGGCUAUAUGAAAACUACUUACGAUUACUUCGACCUCAACGCGCCUUUCACGCCGCUCCCGAAAUAUGGCCAUCUUUCCAAAAAGACUCCCGAGUAUGAACAAGCAGAACCUUCCAUCCGAAAGACAUAUGAAUCUCUUUUUUCCCUUCCCGACUUUCCCAGUGUCCGCGCAGUCGCUGGUGAUUCAGACGCAGUCAUGCCCCCGGGUGGGCCUGAUCGUUACAAACAUGUUGUCACAUCACUGAUCGACAUUACUACUCGUGAUAGCACCAUGAUUGAGCUCAAGGUGUACAAGUCGCCUAAUGUUAAGGAAAACGCUGUUUUGAUGUAUCGAAUACACGGUGGAGUCAGUGUCGAUUACAGGACAGCCCCAGAGCAUCCCUUCCCAACACCAAUCAAUGAUUGUUACGACGGGCUCAUCUGGUGUAAGAAGAACGCAAGCAGGUUAGGAAUUGACCCAGAAAAGAUCAUAAUCAGUGGAGGCUCUGCUGGCGGCCAACUCGCUGCUUCCCUCGCCCUAGACUGCGUCAGAGACGGUGUAACUGGAGUUAUCGCCCAAGUGCUGCAUUUUCCAUCAACAUGUCAUCCCAAAUUCUUCCCCAAGGAUAAAUACGAAUAUGGCAGCUAUGUCCAAAACUCCGACGACGCUGUCCUGAGCACAAUAAAUAUGGAGACGGUCUUAGAUGCUCAUGUCCCUGAUGCGAAGCCAGACUACAGACACUCGCCUCUCCUUGCGGUAUCAUUCAAGGGGCUCCCGCCAACACUGAUUCAAUGCGGUGGAACUGAUGUCCUUCGAGAUGAUUCAUUCGCCUACGCUGAAGCUCUCAAGAAAGAUGGUGUGAACGUGGAAAUUUACUCAUAUGCUGGGCUGCCGCAUUGGUUCCCCGUCAUCCUUCCCCAAACAUCGCAAAGCGUACAGUUUUAUGAGAGAUAUAAUAACUUCUUGGCCAAGCAUACAAGAAAGUGA
Fusarium oxysporum Fo47 is the source of this 969-nucleotide messenger RNA. RefSeq names its product Alpha/Beta hydrolase protein. The coding region runs from base 1 to 969 and encodes 322 amino acids. NCBI's taxonomy places the organism in Eukaryota, Fungi, Ascomycota, Sordariomycetes, Hypocreales, Nectriaceae. The transcript has 6 exons. The record is from RefSeq and is a predicted model, not a curated record. Gene Ontology annotation, molecular function: hydrolase activity.